Molecule: messenger RNA, 375 nt
Organism: Cryptomeria japonica (Japanese cedar)
Lineage: Eukaryota; Viridiplantae; Streptophyta; Pinopsida; Cupressales; Cupressaceae
Exons: 1
Coding region: 1-375 (124 amino acids)
Source: RefSeq, a predicted model, not a curated record
AUGAGUGGUGAUAUUGAAAUGGAGAUUGUUGAAGAAUAUGUAGAUGUGGCAAUGGCAGAUGCACAUAUCAAUGCUGUGUUUGAAGAUGAUCUAAUGGAGGAUCUAAUGGAUGAUCUAACGGAGGAAUCAAUGGAUGUUCUAAUGGAGGAUCUAAAGGAUGAUGCUGAGAUAGAAGAGGAAGACGAUGACGAUAAUAUAACGGAGGAUCUAAAGGAGGAUGUAGAAAUAGAAGAGGAAGAUGACGACGAUGAUAAUAUAAUGGAGGAUCUAAAGGAGGAUGCAGAGAUGGAAGAGGAAGAUGACGAUGAUAAUAUAAUGGAGGAUCUAAAGGAGGAUGCAGAGAUAGAAGAGGAAGAUGAUGAUGAUCCAUUAUAG